Messenger RNA from Strongyloides ratti, 732 nucleotides. Its product is annotated as Acrosomal protein SP-10. The transcript has 3 exons. The record is from RefSeq and is a predicted model, not a curated record. Bases 1 to 732 code for a protein of 243 amino acids. Lineage: Eukaryota; Metazoa; Nematoda; Chromadorea; Rhabditida; Strongyloididae.
AUGCACAGGAGAACAAACCAUAGGUGGACAAAUCAAUGGAGGAACAGCACUGGAGGACAAGCCAGUGGAGAACAAGGCAGUGGAGAACAAGGCAGUGGAGGACAGGGCAGAGGAGGACAGGGCAGAGGAGGACAGGGCAGAGGAGGACAGGGCAGAGGAGGACAGGGCAGUGGAGGACAAGGCAGUGGAGGACAAGGCAGAGGAGGACAAGACAGUGGAGGACAAGACAGUGGAGGACAAGACAGUGGAGGACAGGGCAGAGGAGGACAGGGCAGUGGAGGACAGGGCAGUGGAGAACAAGGCAGUGGAGAACAAGGCAGUGGAGAACAAGGCAGUGGAGAACAAGGCAGUGGAGAACAAGGCAGUGGAGAACAAGGCAGUGGAGAACAAGGCAGUGGAGAACAAGGCAGUGGAGGACAGGGCAGUGGAGGACAGGGCAGUGGAGGACAGGGCAGUGGAGGACAGGGCAGUGGAGGACAGGGCAGUGGAGGACAGGGCAGUGGAGAACAAGGCAGUGGAGGACAAGACAGUGGAGGACAAGGCAGUGGAGGACAAGGCAGUGGAGAGCAAGGCAGUGAAGGAUCUGUACAGAAACAUCAGCAAAAAAAUAAAGACAAAUCACAGGAGGGCAAAGCAGUGGAGGAUCAACACAGGAUAUCAAAAACCUGUGACUCUAUGACCUUUAGAAUCUUUAACUAUGAGAGUUGUUUCAAUUCCAGAAGUACUACAUGA